This is a messenger RNA of Oppiella nova, 786 nucleotides long. NCBI's taxonomy places the organism in Eukaryota, Metazoa, Arthropoda, Arachnida, Sarcoptiformes, Oppiidae. The record is from the annotation of a GenBank genome assembly.
AUGGGUGAUAUCAGUGGCGUUGAGCGCGUGAUUAUAGAAAGGACGUGCAGAGGUAUUUUGAACCACAACUGUAGCUCAGACCAAAAGUGCGAGUCGGGUCUGGGACUUGAAUGCCUACCCCGUCCCACAUCGUCGCCACAAGACUACCCGCCCAAACAGAUCCGGGGAAAUGUAUGCCAGUGUCCGGACGGCAAGUACUUCGACUUCAGUACCGAUAAAUCCGAGUGUGUCGACGGAUCUAGUUAUGACUCUAAGACAGCUAUGGAGAUCUACAAGAUCACCAUGAUAUUCGCCUCGUGCUGCCUGGCCCUAAUCCUGGUCAUAUUCCUUGUGUGCAUAUUACGCAAGUCUUACUGCCCGCCCCGGCAGCGACCGGUGCAGCCACUGGACAACUCGACAAUACCGGACAUAUUCACCCUUUUCCCGCACGUAGGCAACUACGACGGCGGACCCCUGGGCGACGGCACUCUACCUCCCUUUGAGAAGCCGCCCACUUAUGACGAGACAUUGACUUUGAUCCGCAAUGAGAUUGGGAUACCGCCGCCGGCGUACAGGCGUAACCCUAAUUCCAGUUCCAGUGGUAGCUCUUCGGGUGAGUCGACGCCAGAUAUGUCGGCGAGACUUAUGGUGUCGAGGCCUCAGUUGGUGACAGUCAGCGAUCAGACAAACAGUUCAUAUUUGACUACUUCGUCGUCGAGUGAGGCGUCCAUAGCCGGGCCCAGUGGUGAGUGUCGGUCCAGUAGAGGUGGUAGUGCUCAGGGUAUCGAUAACCCGGCCUUUUGUUGA